Molecule: messenger RNA, 3222 nt
Organism: Ctenocephalides felis (cat flea)
Lineage: Eukaryota; Metazoa; Arthropoda; Insecta; Siphonaptera; Pulicidae
Product: regulation of nuclear pre-mRNA domain-containing protein 2
Exons: 13
Coding region: 152-3052 (966 amino acids)
Biological process (GO): mRNA 3'-end processing
Cellular component (GO): RNA polymerase II, holoenzyme
Molecular function (GO): RNA polymerase II complex binding
Source: RefSeq, a predicted model, not a curated record
UUUUAAGAUAAAUAAAAUAAUGUCGUUUUAAAAGUAUAAAUAAAACAUUAUAAACUGAAUUGAGUUCAGUAAUAGAGUUGUAUAAUGUGUCAUAUAGGUUAUAAUAAUUUUAAGUUAUUCUACAUUUGGUAGUUUAUUACAACAUAACAGAAUGGAAUCACUUGACUCAGAUUUUAAUGCUAUACCUUUUGAAAAAAAGCUGUCGGCAUUAAAAGACACGCAAGAAAGCAUACAGCAAAUGUCAGCUUGGUGUCUUCAAAACAGACAACACCAUAAGAAAAUAGUAAAUAGUUGGUUAAAUGUUUUAAAAAGAGUAAAAGUAGAACACAGGUUAACAUUAUUCUAUCUUGCAAAUGAUGUUAUACAAUAUAGCAAAAGAAAAAAUUAUGAAUUUGUCGACUCAUGGGGAACUGCACUACAGAAGGCCACUACUAUGGUUAGAGAUGAAAAAGUACGACAUAGAAUUCUUCGAAUAUUCAAAAUUUGGGAGCAGAGGGGUGUGUAUGGUGAAGAUUUUAUUGGUGAUUUAAGUGGUUUAUUAAGUGCAGCAGCCGGAAAGGCCAAAACUGAUGAUCCUGCUGAAUUUCAGCCUACAUCACUUUUUUCUCGGCUUCGCCAAUGUGCAACAUUAGAGGCAGAUACAGAUUCAAAAUUGAAAAUAUUAAUAGAUACUCCUUUGUCCGAAUUGGAUAUACUUUGUAACUUGCUGAAAGAUCGAAGUAAAGUAGCUGAUGUGGAAAAGCAAAUUGAAAAUGAUGCUUCAAAUGCUGAAGCUUAUAUAAAGGCAUUGCAAUCUGAAUUAAGAGCUCGUGGACAUUUGAUUGCAUUACUUGAACAGGCUGAAAAGUUUUAUAUUGCACAACGAGGUGAAGUGAAAGUUGUGGCAAAUGCUUAUCGAAAUUUUGGUACACGCGUUAAGAAUCUCAAGCGUAAAUUAGAUGAGCUGACUCCAACAUUAGUAUCACCAAUACCUUCUCCUGAUAUUAAUGCUCCAUCUCCGAGUCCUGAUUCAGAUCUUGAUCUUCCUGGUGAUACUUCAAACAAUUCUUUUUCAUUUUCGAGUGGGGGUGCUCCAUAUUCUUUAGACCAAAGUUAUAAUACAUCUAUUACAAAUGGAUUUACUAGUUUCAUGGGUGGUUCAAUGCCAUUUGAUCUCAAUAGCUCUUCGAUAUUUGAGCAUAAUAUUUCUAAGUCAAAUGAUACCUUAGAUGAUGGUGGAAAACCAAUUGAGGUUAUUAAUCCAAAUGUGCGUCCUAAAUCAGAUGAAAAUUUUAAUAUAUCAGAAUUUUUGAAAUCACUUUUACCUGGACAAAUAUCAGAAGUAAAUACAAAUCAAAUGAGCAAUCCACCAAUGAUUUCUACAGCUCCAAUAGAACCGGUUCCAAUUAUACCAGACUAUAAUCCACAAAGGGAGCUAUUAGAAUAUAAUAUUCCAUCUUCAAACAUAGCUGUACAACGGGAACAACCACCAUUGCUUGACUACAAUAAUGGAAGAUUAGGAAGCGAGCUUAUUCAAGAUUUUAGUCCAUCACAGCCAUUGGGCCCUAUGACAACUAAUAGGAAAUCUGAAUCAGAAUUGAAUUUAAGCUAUUCAGGACCUGUUGCACCACUUUUGCCACCACCCAUGCCACCAAUGAUGAUGGAUAAUUGUGAUAAUGCUGAUUACUCUCAUAACUAUUCUAGAAAUGAAAACAGUUGGCCAAGUUGGAACAUUGAGACACCGGCCAAUAUUGAAACACCCGAAUCUCCACCACAUUAUGAACAAGAAUCGUGUGUCAGUCAACCUGUUAUGGAGUAUAAUGAUAAUUUGCAUGAGCAGAUUGGUGCGGGAGUGGAUGUUGAUCAAAGAGUUAUACCUCUUCCACCACCUCCACCCAGUAUCAUGCCAGAAUUGGAUUUGAGGCAAGAUAUUGAUCAUAGACUUAAGGACAUAGAUCAUAGAAAUCUUAUAUCACUGACUGGUUCCCCUAGUCAAAAGCAAAAUGAUGAUUCUUCAAUAGUUUCACCUUUACAGCCUCCCAAUUUGUCAGGAUGGUCUGAACAACAGAAUUUUGAUCAUGAUGCUGAUCAAGAUUAUCGCAUACCACCAUUGCCACCAAAAUUGGAUUCAUUUAUCGGUUCACCAGAGGGUUUCACCAGUACACCUAAAAAGGGUCUGCUGCCUAGACCUAGUCAAGGAAGUCAUUUGCAACCUGUAUCUGUACAUAGCCCCCUGAUACCUCACACACCCCACAGGUUGAAUGGAGUUCGCUUUCCUCAUCACCCUCCUCCGCCACCUCCUCCACCACCUAUAUCUAGUCCCUCUCAUUUCAGAUCCUUGAGAAGUCCUAAUAAGAAUAAUUCAACACCUUUACAAGCAAAACCAAGUUUCAGCAAGCCUGAAGGUCCUAAAAUAAAAUUUCAUAGUUCAAUUAAACAUGCAUCUAUAGAAUCAAGAGUUUCCAAUGUCAAAGAAAUUAUUCCAACACCACAAGAUGAAUUGGAAACUAAAAAAAUUGAUGAGGUGAAGGAAGAUGAUAAUAAUGAUUCAAAACAAAUUGAACCUGAGCCAAGCAAUGAAGAAAAACCAGCAGACAUUGUAGAAAGCAUAGAUAUGGAAAUGUCUGAUGAGGAAGAGUCUGGACAGCAAAAGGAGCAUUCACCUGAAAAAAAUCCUCGGGGAAAUCAAAGGUCCAUGAAUAGUGUACCACCUUUUCGUCCAGAAUUCAAUAGUCAACCACCAUUUCAUCGACCUCCAAGAGAGUUUGAGGAUAUGGGUAAUUCAAUGCCUAUGAAUCACCACAUGCCACCACCACCAAUGCAUAUGGGACAUCCAGAUGAUUUUAGUGAAGAAGUUGACUUUAGGCAAGAUGUUAAUUUUGAAAUGAUGCCACCACCAUACAUGGAUCAUAACUUUGAUAACAGAAUGCCAUUUCGUGGUGGUCACAUAAGAGGGCCUCAUUUUCCAAACUUUAGAGGUCGAGGUGGUGUGCAUCCGAUGAAAAAUAGGCCUCCUUUUCCACAUAAUCCAAAACGAGGAAGAUUUCGUGGAAAUUUUAGAGGCCGAUGGUGAAUGAUUCACAUUUAUUUAUAAUAAGUACAUAUGAUGAAUUUAUACCAUAUUUAUCAUUAUUUUAUUAUCAACAAAUGAAAAUUAUAUAAUUUUCUGGAAUUGUAUAUAGCUUAAAGAGAUGUUUUGUAUAUCUAUUGUUUUUUCUGUAAUUCUCAUUAGAAUUUUAUAUU